ACGCUGUCUGUCCAAAUCUCCGCAAUAUGUCGCGUGCAAAACAAAGCUCUGCGCAAGGGAAGCUAAAGUAAGCUAACGCUCGCGACGAUGAGCCAAAAACGAUAUUACUUGUGAAAAACUUCGAAAGAGAUCGUUGAACCCCCGUGCGUGCAUACGAGCGAAUGCGAGCGAACGAAUGGCCUGAUCGAGCCGUUCCAUUGUAUCCAGCCGAGGAGAUAACCUGUAAAGUUUGACGGCAACGUACACGCUACGGCGGGAAAAUGCCGCGCGCCAAAAGCUCACCGCAGAAACUAGUCAAGGUGACGAGCUGUCAUCCGUCAGCGAACACGUGGGUGUUCCUCAUGAAAGAGGAUGGCAAAAGUGGAGGUCAAUCAGAGAUUGUGAAGCUUAGACAUCCAGCCUCUGAUAAGCCAACUAUAUUUGUAUUCGGCCCUGGAAAUCUCACAGUGCAAGAGGUUUUAAUCUUUGAUGAAAAGAAGAGGUCCUGGUUCAUUGAUGACAAUGUCAAAUCUGAUGGCAAGUUGUACUUGUCGACACCAAUUGAUCCAAUUUUCUUGGCUUUACCAUACUUAAGGAAGUCGCAGCUAGCGCAACCUUUGGAACAAUGUCUCUGGGAUGAGGAUUUUCCAGACACAUCUCGCCUGGCGCAAUGUGAAAACUUAAACUUAUCGUUAAUCGCCGAUCGUAAGGGAGAUGACUCGCUACAAGCUUUCAAAUUUAAUGAGGAGAAAUCGUUAAAUUGGUUGCAAAAGAAGGUGGAAAAAGUAGCACAUGCAUUAAAAGAAAAAGGUGUUCAUGUAUCUCAAGGUGCUGUGAGCGCUACUUACGUAAAGAGUACCAAAUAUGAAAUUGGUACAGAAGCAGAAUAUUUAAAAUAUGCGCAUGGUAUUGUGUCAGAAUACCUUGCUGAAGAUCUCUCAAAGAAGCUGGCACUACACUUGAAUAUAUCUGAUGAAGUGGAGAGUAAAAAACGCAAGCUAUCUAGCCCUCGAAAUGAAAUGGAUGAGAAGAAACUUAAGAGAGAUUCCAUCGAAGAAAGUCCAGUGCCGAAAACAAAGAAGCAAACGAAAGAUUUAAUUAAACCUGAAAAGAAAAGUGCUGCCCCUAGUAAAAAAGAAUUAGCUAAACAGAGAGCAGCGGCAGGAUCUAAAAGCAUCACUAGCUUUUUUCAGAAGAAAUAAAUUAAGGGAAUAUAAAUCAGUUUUAGAGAUUGAUGUAUUUAUAAAUAUUUAUCAUUGUCACGUUUUUGAGAAUUUUAUUACUAAAUGUAUGUCCAUAUAUUUAACAUAAUUAUGUAAAAGUUGAGAAUUUUAAUAUUUUAUCGAUGA
Monomorium pharaonis (pharaoh ant) is the source of this 1328-nucleotide messenger RNA. RefSeq names its product ribonuclease H2 subunit B. The transcript has 5 exons. Gene Ontology annotation, cellular component: ribonuclease H2 complex; nucleoplasm. Bases 261 to 1181 code for a protein of 306 amino acids. NCBI's taxonomy places the organism in Eukaryota, Metazoa, Arthropoda, Insecta, Hymenoptera, Formicidae. The record is from RefSeq and is a predicted model, not a curated record. Gene Ontology annotation, biological process: ribonucleotide metabolic process; RNA catabolic process.